Erinaceus europaeus (western European hedgehog) is the source of this 1170-nucleotide messenger RNA. It is a transcript of the gene WDR83, whose product is annotated as WD repeat domain 83. Bases 223 to 1170 code for a protein of 315 amino acids. Gene Ontology annotation, biological process: mRNA splicing, via spliceosome. Lineage: Eukaryota; Metazoa; Chordata; Mammalia; Eulipotyphla; Erinaceidae. Gene Ontology annotation, cellular component: catalytic step 2 spliceosome. Gene Ontology annotation, molecular function: protein binding. The record is from RefSeq and is a predicted model, not a curated record. The transcript has 9 exons.
CGGAGAAUGUAGAAACUCCCAGAAUGUCUCUUGAACGGCUCUUGAUAAUAUGGGGAGGGAACCUGGAAGCCAGUUUGACAUUUUGCAACGCUUCAAAGUAGCGACAGGAAGUGAGUAACCGGAAGUAGAUCGUGGAGGGCCAUUCAAAGCGGGAUACACCAGUAUGGCUUCCUAGAACCCCUGGAAGAAGGCGCUGGCGGCAAAACUUUUCAUCGCGGGAGCAUGGCGUUCCCCGAACCCAAACCGCGGCCCCCAGAGCUGCCCCGGAAGCGGCUGCGGACGCUGGAGUGCGGCCAGGGCGCGGUGCGGGCCGUGCGGUUCAAUGCGGACGGCAACUACUGCCUGACCUGCGGCGGCGACAAGACCCUGAAGCUCUGGAACCCGCUGCGGGGGACUCUGCUGCGGACGUACAGCGGCCACGGCUACGAGGUGCUGGACGCAGCCGGCUCCUUCGACAACAGCAGCCUCUGCUCGGGCGGCGGGGACAAGGCGGUGGUGCUCUGGGACGUGGCCUCCGGGCAGGUCGUGCGCAAAUUUCGGGGUCACGCGGGGAAGGUGAACACAGUGCAGUUUAAUGAAGAGGCCACAGUCAUCCUGUCUGGCUCCAUCGAUUCAACCAUACGCUGUUGGGACUCUCGCUCCCGCCGGCCGGAGCCCGUGCAGACGCUGGAUGAGGCCAAGGACGGCGUGUCCAGCGUGAAGGUGUCGGACCAUGAGGUCCUGGCCGGCUCUGUGGACGGCCGAGUGCGGCGUUAUGACCUGCGGAUGGGCCAGCUCUUCUCCGACUAUGUGGGCAGCCCGAUCACGUGUGCCUGCUUCAGUCGGGAUGGGCAGUGCGUCCUGGCGGCCAGUCUGGACUCCACACUGCGCUUGCUGGACAAGGAGACUGGCGAGCUGCUGGGCGAGUACACGGGCCACAGGAACCAGCAGUACAAGCUGGACUGUUGCCUGAGCGAGCGGGACACGCACGUGGUCAGCGGCUCCGAGGACGGGAAAGUGUUCUUCUGGGACCUGGUGGAGGGUGCCCUGGUGCUAGCCCUGCCCGUGGGCCCCGGCGUAGUGCAAUCCCUGGCCUUCCACCCCUCGGAGCCCUGUCUGCUGACGGCCACGGGCAGCAGUGUCCACUGCUGGCGGGAGGAAGCCUACGAGGCCGAGAGCGGUGCUGGCUGA